AUGGGAGCGGACCCUCUGAUGCUGGAGCAGCAGGGACCAGUGAUGGCUGCUCCCAGCAUGCACCAGUCACACAGCAUGCAGCCAGCUCACCUGCAGGGUCAGACAGCAGCGUACAGCCAGGGACAGUACCGGCCGUAUCACUGUCCUGUUCAUAACGUCCUGACAGCACCAGCCAGUCUUCCUCCUCCUCCUCCUCCUCAGACAUACCGGCCGUAUCACUGUCCUGUUCAUAACGUCCUGACAGCACCAGCCAGUCUUCCUCCUCCUCCUCCUCCUCAGCAGACAGUUAACAAGGCACCGGUGGUGACGCUGAAACGAGGCCAGGGCCUGCGCUGUGUUGGGAUGCAGAAUGGAGAGAUGGUGUACGAGGUGACAGAUUUCUCUCCUCCUCGUGUCUCUGCAGCUCCUCCACUCAGCUUCUCUGAAUCAAAGAAGACAAAGCGUGAGAGCCAGCAGGAGGAGGAGCGUCCGUACGUGAAGAGGCCUCCUAACGCCUUCAUGCUCUUCCUAAAGGAGCAGAGAUCAGCUGUGGAGGACGAAGGGAAAGGGACCGCCAUCACUAAUAAAGUCCUGGGGGAAAAGUGGAGGUCUCUGACAGAAGAGCAGAAGAAGAAAUAUAACGAACAGGCUGCAAAAGAAAGACAACUCCACGCCGAGCGAUACCCCGACUGGUCCGUCAGAGAGAACUAUGGCAAAAAAAGGAUGAGGAGGGAGGCUCCCAGCAAGGCCGGAGGUAAGACUAUUUUAGUGUGUCAUAGUGUGUUUUUAUGUGAAAGGUGA
This is a messenger RNA of Centropristis striata (black sea bass), 780 nucleotides long. RefSeq names its product transcription factor 7-like 1. The transcript is spliced from 8 exons. Gene Ontology annotation, biological process: regulation of transcription by RNA polymerase II; canonical Wnt signaling pathway. Gene Ontology annotation, molecular function: RNA polymerase II cis-regulatory region sequence-specific DNA binding; DNA-binding transcription factor activity, RNA polymerase II-specific. NCBI's taxonomy places the organism in Eukaryota, Metazoa, Chordata, Actinopteri, Perciformes, Serranidae. Gene Ontology annotation, cellular component: beta-catenin-TCF complex. Bases 1 to 780 code for a protein of 259 amino acids. The record is from RefSeq and is a predicted model, not a curated record.